AUGACAGAACGAGAACCUAUAAGUGGAUCGAGCCGUGAUUAUGGUUCUACGGCGGCACCACCCACCGUUGCUUUUGCCGACUUUAGCCCUACAGAACUUUACAAUCUCAGCGAAGGAAUCGCAGACAAUGUGAACACUAUUAACAACGGACUACAGGCUUUGCAAAAGUUGAUGAAACAAAUUGGUGGACCCAAUGAUAGUGUACAACUGAGAGAUAAAAUCCAUGACACACAACAAAACGUAAAUGGCUCUAUAUCAGCAACGGCUCGGGAUAUUCAAAGACUGGGUGUGGUUGUCCGCAGAGGAGAUAAACCACAGAAGCUGCAAGUGGAAAGAUUGACUCAAGUGUUCAGAGAAACACUGGCAAGAUACUCCUCUAUGCAGAAACAAUUAUCAGAAAAAAUGGCUGAACAUAUGCCAACACAGGCAAGGCAAAGGAAUGAUCCAGAUGCUUUGGAACGACAAGCUAUAGCUGAUGAUGAAGAAUCAGCUCUUUUAGCAAAUCAACAGGCACAGGCUCGUCUAAUACAAUUCGAAACGAGUAUGUUAUUAGAAAAGGAAGCUUAUAUGAACAAAAUCGAAGCUGAUGUGUUAGAUGUUAACCAAAUUAUGCAAGAUCUGGCUGAAAUGGUCAAUGCUCAAGGACAGAAAGUUGACACGGUAGAAAGUCACAUAGAAGCAGCUAGUGCAGGCGUCGAGGCUGGCGUUGAUGAAUUAGCCAAGGCAGCGGAAUAUCAACGAAGAUAUAGAAGAAAAAUGUUCUUUUUCAUACUAAUUGGUGUGAUUCUAGCAAUUAUCUUCAUUAUAUGGAUAGUGAAAGCCUUCAAAUAA
Molecule: messenger RNA, 831 nt
Organism: Danaus chrysippus (African queen)
Lineage: Eukaryota; Metazoa; Arthropoda; Insecta; Lepidoptera; Nymphalidae
Source: the annotation of a GenBank genome assembly